Messenger RNA from Penicillium longicatenatum, 2040 nucleotides. RefSeq names its product putative C6 transcription factor (Leu3). Lineage: Eukaryota; Fungi; Ascomycota; Eurotiomycetes; Eurotiales; Aspergillaceae. The transcript is spliced from 6 exons. Bases 1 to 2040 code for a protein of 679 amino acids. The record is from RefSeq and is a predicted model, not a curated record. Gene Ontology annotation, cellular component: nucleus. Gene Ontology annotation, molecular function: DNA-binding transcription factor activity, RNA polymerase II-specific; transcription cis-regulatory region binding; zinc ion binding. Gene Ontology annotation, biological process: regulation of DNA-templated transcription.
AUGUUGCCGGCACCGGAACGGUCCCUCGUUUUCACUGAAGCUUCCUCUAUCACAUCUCGAGCCCGGUUACGCCACUUUCACGGUGCGGCUUAUAGUCCGUUAAACCGAGUCGUCUCUAUGUCUACGCCGUUGAAGAAAGGGAAGAAGGCGUGCACUGAGUGCCGUCAGCAGAAGGCAAAAUGUGAUGUUUAUUUAAAUCCGGACGAGCCAUGCACACGAUGUCGCAAAGUCAAGGCGGAAUGCAUUAUCUCGGACCCCUUCAAGAGGGAACACAAGCGCAGACGCCUAUCCGAUCUACAGCGCGAGUCUGAAGAAUUGCGGCGGAAACUCCGAGAAUCACAACCUGCAGAUCCCCACCCGUCGCCCAUUGCUCUUUUGACAGCUGCGGCGGAGCAGAGUCGAUCGGAUCCACAUGCCGCUUCUCUUCCUGCUUCGUCGCAUGUCUCGCCUGAAUCAUAUUUACCGCAGCUGCUAAAUCCGGGUCUGGGGUCGCAGACCCCAGCACCGGCCUACGAAAGCAACGAUGCCACACUGCCUAGAACUUUAAAUGGAGUUGAGCUCACAAGCGUCGAGAUCGACGAUCUGUUUCAAUUAUACUUCCGACAUUAUGCCCAGUUUCUGCCCAUCCUUGAUCCUCAUACCCGCCCGAACGCCUUCUAUGCGCAAUCUCCCUUCCUCUUCUGGGCAAUCAUUGGUGUGUCAUGCCGGGUCUAUCCGCAAAACCCCACGCUUUUGAUGGCGUUGGCGCGAAGUAUUGUUGACAUGGCAUUCAUGUCUGCGCUGUCUUCAUCAUCACCUUGGCAUUUAGUCCAGGCUUACUUGUUGAUUUUACAGUGGCCUUUUCCAAGGGGCGAUCAUCCUGAUGUGAACUUUACGAUUGCUGGGAUGAUGUUACAUAUCGCCAUGCAGAAUGGCUUGCAUAUCCCGAUGUCAAGUCAUGAAUUUUCACGUCGAAAGAUGCCAGCGCCUUCUGAAGCUGAUCUUUUGCGUCGGUCAGAGCUGUGGGCACUCUCUGUGUUUGUUUAUCACCGGGUGUGCAUGCAAAAGGGUCAAAUACCUCGAAUUAACUCGGCGCAAGAUCCAACGCAACGCCAGUCUAUUCUCGAUAAGAUCGCUCCGUGGUUAGCGUUGAAGCUUCGCUGCCAAGGGAUAGUUGGCAGGUGUAGCGAGGCAGUCAUAGAGAAUGGAAUCCAAGUAAUGUCCAUGGACCAGGAGCGGGCCCUCGAUAUCUUGCUCCGUACAUAUGAAAGUCAGAUAGAUGACAUAGAACUACAAGCGGUUACUGACGACGAGAGGUUUGAUGUCUUCCUUGCCCGCAUGGCUAUCCAAGCCUACCACUUCUACAAGAUCCAGACAUGGGUCUCAAGUGCAUGUUCCCCACGAGUCCUUGUCACAGCAUGCAACCUAAUCGACUACAUACAAUCCUUAACUGAUCGAGUCAGCAGUCUAGCAAUGGUCCCCGCACAAAUUCAGUUCGGUCUUUUCCUCGCCUCAGCCUCAUUACUAAGGAUCCUCAAAAGCCCUGCCGCUUCACACGGUCUCGAAACGAUUCGUGCACGAGCAUCCCUCUUCACAGCCAUCAACCUCGCCAAACAAAUGUCCGUCGACAGCGCAGAUAUGGCUUCCAAAAUAGUGAUUAUUCUCAGCGCAGUGUGGAAUAGCAACAAGGCAUUCCGCAGACCAGAUGGAUCAGAAUACACUACACUCCGCAUCCGAGGUCGGUUAGUAGUCGGUCCUGUUAUUGAUGCUAUUUGGUGGUGGCGGGACGAAUAUGAUCCCCCUUCCAGAUUCAGAUCUGUCGUUGAGCCUGCUGGUGGCAGUGUUUACGGACAUUCACGGUCGUAUGGAGCGCCGGAACCCGGGCCUACCGUAUCGGGGACUGAUACGAGUCAACAAGAUAUGACUGCCGGUCUUAAUCAGGAUGCAUUCCUUCUUGAUGAGCAGUUCCUGGCUGAUUUUGAGUGGGCCUUGACUGAUGAGGCGCUAUUUUCCACGGAGAAUUUGUCCAAUUCUUGGCCUGCGGGAAGUAAUCUGUUGUAG